Messenger RNA from Saccharomyces mikatae IFO 1815, 1305 nucleotides. RefSeq names its product oxysterol-binding protein KES1 (gene KES1). Gene Ontology annotation, biological process: maintenance of cell polarity; piecemeal microautophagy of the nucleus; endocytosis. Gene Ontology annotation, molecular function: oxysterol binding. The transcript has a single exon. Gene Ontology annotation, cellular component: intracellular membrane-bounded organelle; membrane; cytosol. The coding region runs from base 1 to 1305 and encodes 434 amino acids. Lineage: Eukaryota; Fungi; Ascomycota; Saccharomycetes; Saccharomycetales; Saccharomycetaceae. The record is from RefSeq and is a predicted model, not a curated record.
AUGUCUCAAUACGCAAGCUCAUCAUCAUGGACUUCUUUCUUGAAGUCAAUCGCCUCAUUCAACGGCGAUCUUUCUUCAUUAUCGGCUCCUCCAUUUAUUUUAUCUCCGAUCUCAUUGACAGAGUUUUCUCAGUACUGGGCUGAACACCCAGAGUUAUUCUUGGAGCCCUCUUUCAUCAACGAUGAUAACUACAAAGAACACUGCUCAAUUGACCCCGAAGUUGAAUCUCCCGAAUUAUCGCGGAUGUUGGCCGUUACUAAAUGGUUCAUCUCUACUUUAAAAUCUCAAUACUGUUCUCGUAAUGAGUCAUUGGGUUCUGAGAAAAAACCUUUGAACCCAUUCUUAGGUGAGUUGUUCGUUGGUAAAUGGGAAAACAAAGAACAUCCAGAAUUUGGAGAAACUGUUUUACUAAGUGAGCAGGUUUCCCACCAUCCACCUGUUACUGCUUUUUCUAUCUUCAAUGACAAGAAUAAAGUUAAACUGCAAGGCUACAACCAAAUUAAGGCCAGUUUUACUAAAUCGUUAAUGUUGACUGUUAAGCAAUUUGGUCACACUAUGUUGGAUGUUAAGGAUGAGAGUUAUUUGGUUACCCCACCUCCAUUACAUAUUGAAGGCAUUCUUGUCGCUUCGCCCUUUGUUGAAUUGGAAGGGAAGUCAUACAUACAAUCUUCCACAGGAUUAUUAUGUGUCAUUGAAUUUUCAGGUAGAGGUUACUUUUCUGGCAAAAAAAAUUCAUUCAAGGCCAGAAUUUACAAGGACUCCAAAGAUAGUAAAGACAAAGAGAAAGCAUUAUACACAAUAUCUGGCCAAUGGUCCGGUUCUUCCAAGAUAACCAAGGCUAAUAAAAAAGAAGAGUCACGAUUAUUUUAUGAUGCUGCCAGAAUCCCUGCUGAGCACUUAAACGUCAAACCUUUGGAAGACCAACACCCUCUGGAAAGUAGAAAGGCUUGGCAUGACGUGGCCGGUGCCAUCAAAUUAGGCGAUUUCAAUCUGAUUGCCAAGACAAAAACUGAAUUGGAAGAAACGCAAAGGGAAUUGAGAAAAGAGGAAGAAGCUAAAGGGAUUAGCUGGCAAAGAAGAUGGUUCAAAGAUUUUGACUACUCUGUUACGCCCGAAGAAGGCGCCCUUGUACCUGAAAAAGAUGACACUUUCUUACAGCUCUCCUCUACUCUAAAUUUAUCAACGAAGAAUGUUCCAAGUGGUACUUUGGUAGGUGAUAAGGAAGACAGAAAGGAGGAUCUUUCAUCUAUUCAUUGGAGGUUUCAAAGAGAAUUAUGGGAUGAUGAAAAGGAAAUUAUCUUGUAA